AUGGUGGCCGCCGGCAAGAAAUCUAAAAAGAGCCAUGAGGGCAUUAACAAUAGGUUAGCUCUUGUAAUGAAGAGUGGGAAGUACACUCUUGGUUACAAGACCGUUCUCAAGACCCUCAGGAACUCCAAAGGUAAGUUGAUUUUGAUAUCGAACAAUUGCCCGCCAUUGAGGAAGUCUGAGAUUGAGUACUAUGCCAUGCUUGCUAAAGUUGGUGUCCAUCAUUACAAUGGAAACAAUGUCGAUCUUGGAACUGCAUGCGGGAAAUAUUUCCGAGUGUCAUGCCUCAGUAUCGUCGACCCAGGUGACUCGGAUAUAAUCAAAUCGUUGCCUGGGGAUCAUUGA
Molecule: messenger RNA, 342 nt
Organism: Striga hermonthica
Lineage: Eukaryota; Viridiplantae; Streptophyta; Magnoliopsida; Lamiales; Orobanchaceae
Source: the annotation of a GenBank genome assembly